GAACUCCUACUGUGAUUGACAUGUUACGUGUUUAUUUUAUUUUACAGUUUUCCUGACCCGCAUCUGUUCUUUUCUUCAGGGUCUCUUUAGCACCCUCUGGUGGUCAACACUUAAUUGUACAAACAUGGCCGCCCCCAUCAGGACGUUGUGCUGCUCAGUGUUAAAGAACUCUAACAAAUACUUCAGCACGACCUGUGGGGUCAGAGCUGGGGAGAAAUGGAGACAAGAACAUGGACUCUCUAGAAGCGGCACAGAAUAUGGACCUCUGACUGAUCUGCCUGACUGGUCGUAUGCAGAUGGUCGUCCAGCACCUCCAAUGAAGGGCCAGCUGAGAAGAAAACAAGAGCGAGAAGUUCUGGCGAGACGGAUUGUAAUGCUGAACACAGAGAUGGACCGAGGAAUAGAGACCUGGAAGAAAAAGCAGGAAGAGGCCAAACGAAUAGAGGAGCACAAAAAGUCUCUUUUACUCAAACCUAAAGGAAAUCUUUUAGUGAAAAAAUCGUGAAGUUUUUUUCAUUUAUCACAACUUUUUUUCCAGUUUUUGUUCUGGUGUUUAGUGGAAAUUACCCCACUUCCACCCUUUCGGUUCAGCAUAUAAAACAGGUUGUCAGAAAAAAAAGUUAUAUUAGUUAUUUUAAAAUAUUUGUCAAAACUUUUAAAAAUUUCAUUUUCUUGUUGAAUAUUUCUGCAAUAAAUUUAAUUUUUGGCUUA
Molecule: messenger RNA, 711 nt
Organism: Oryzias melastigma (Indian medaka)
Lineage: Eukaryota; Metazoa; Chordata; Actinopteri; Beloniformes; Adrianichthyidae
Gene: mrpl52
Product: mitochondrial ribosomal protein L52
Exons: 5
Coding region: 125-505 (126 amino acids)
Biological process (GO): mitochondrial translation
Cellular component (GO): mitochondrial large ribosomal subunit
Molecular function (GO): structural constituent of ribosome
Source: RefSeq, a predicted model, not a curated record